CGCCCCCUCACCUUGUCCCACGAGGCGGAGUCGAUACCGGAAGUGGCGACGGAUGAAGCGCCGAGUGCGUCGGCCCGCGGUAGACCGAAGACAGCGGCAUCAGGAGCCUGAGUUAUUGCGGCCGCUCGGAGCACAGGGACGGCGUUGGAGCAGCCGGACCGAGGCCGUAGAGCUGAUGGGGGUGGUCGGCUCGAGCCUGGGCCUACUGGCCGCGCUGAUUGUCGCUCUGUCAGUGCUAGUGGUGGGCGGCGUGAACUCGCUGACGGUGGCUGAAGAGUCUCCCGACAGAAAGCAUCAUAAACUUGAGAUGGACCAGGCAUUUUUAAGUGUUUAUAAUGAAUUGUCUGAGGUGCUGGUUGUCUCUUGGCUGUCAGAUCACUGUUACCAGUGCAAGUUUCAGAAACUUGGUAGUGUGCCUCCAAAAAAGCAUUUGGGACUUCAACAAAAACCCCCUGGGAAUUCAACAUUUGCCAUUGACACUAAACAUGCAGUUUUGUUACAGUUGAACGUCACAGAUGAGGUGUGCAGGGUUCAUGAAAGCUUUGGGGAGUUUGGACACUAUUCCUUAUGGGUGAGAAAGGCCAACCGGAGUAAUGCGAGUGGGACAGUGACCUGUAACGUCAUUACUGACAAAGCACCCAUCAACAGCAAUCUUCCAAUUUUAUAUGCAUUCCUUGCCUUUGUUGGAAUCGUCCUUCUCAUGUGUUUUGGACAGUUCAUACAAGGGCUAGCUCUUUUUAAAAGCUUGUUGUUUCGUCUAUCAAGUCGAGUGGAGAUGGAACGGUUAAUCAAUUCUGAGCUGGGAACACCAAUCCGUGUGGGCGACAGCACUGAUCAAAAUAACCUGGUCCCUGGACGUAGUGCAGGCUCCCAACGGCUUCGUUCACUAGACACUUUGCGAGGGUUGGCUUUGGUGAUCAUGAUCUUUGUUAACUAUGGAGGUGGGAGAUACUGGUUCUUCAAACAUGAAAGUUGGAAUGGACUAACAGUAGCAGAUUUAGUUUUUCCUUGGUUUGUGUUUAUCAUGGGAACCUCCGUUGCCCUGUCCUUGAACUCCGCAUUACAGGUUAACCGCUCCAGGUGGAAGCUGUUGACUAAAGUUGCUUGGAGAACUGCUGCACUUGUUUUGCUUGGCAUCUUUAUCAUUAACCCAAAUUAUUGCAAGGGACCACUUUCCUGGGAUACUCUGAGGAUUCCUGGUGUGCUUCAGAGGCUAGGUCUUUCGUAUGGUGUGGUUGCUGUCCUGGAGCUUUUGUGUGGAAAAGUAUAUCCUGAAAGUCUUGCUUUGGACAACUUGUGGUCUCCAGCCAGGGAUGUUUUGAUCUACUGGCCCCAGUGGAUCUUUAUUUUGCUAUUGGAGUGUGCUUGGCUGUGUCUAACAUUACUGUUGCCUGUACCAGGUUGUCCACAGGGUUACCUUGGCCCUGGAGGGAUUGGAGACUUUGGACAGUUUGCAAACUGCACUGGAGGAGCAGCAGGCUACAUUGAUCGUCUGGUCUUUGGAAAGAACCAUAUCUACCAACACCCCUCUUGUGCGAGACUUUAUAAGACAACAGUGCCUUUUGAUCCAGAGAACCUGCUGGGACUAAUCAAUUCAAUUGUGAUGACAUUUCUAGGACUACAGGCUGGAAAGAUUUUUCUUAUUUACAAAGGUCAAAACAAGCAGAUUAUGCUUAGAUUUUUAUUUUGGAGCAUCCUGCUGGGUGUUAUUUCAGCUAUCCUUACAAAAUGCUCUAAAGACCAUGGAUUCAUUCCAGUCAACAAGAACUUGUGGUCCAUCUCUUAUGUUACAACACUAAGUUCCUUUGCCUACAUUCUUCUCUUGCUGAUUUACUUUAUGGUAGAUGUAAAGAAACACUGGACUGGAGCUCCAUUUUACUUCCCAGGGAUGAACUCUAUUCUGGUGUACGUUGGACACGAGGUGUUUGAGCACUACUUUCCUUUCAGAUGGAAAAUGCUAAAUGAUCGUUCACAUGGGGAACACUUGGCCCAGAAUCUUGUUGCUACCAUUAUCUGGGUUAUUAUUUCUUAUGUUCUUUACAAGAAGAAAAUAUUUUGGAAAAUCUAAUGGGAAUCAAGUAUUUUUUUGGCAAAUACAGAAAGUGACAGUAUAUUUUUCUAUAAUUGUGAAUUGAAUGAGCAAGUGUGCAUUUUGUUAACAUGGGAAUGCAAAUUUCAGUGGAAUUUAAAUUUUUUCACUUGGCCAGUAUAUCAGUGUUUCAUUAACCAAUUUCCUGGUAAUCAUCAGUUUACGAUCUACUUAUCUUUUUUUUUAAAAAAGUGUCAAUUUUGCAGAGCUACAAGAUAGAUCUUUUUACUUCAUUGUGAAUUGGUGAUACUGAAAAUUGUAUUGAAGUACUGACUAAAUCAAAAGGUUAAUGUACUAAACAUCUCUGCAUUGUCACCAUUCCAGUCUGCAAUACUUUGCUCAAUCUCUCAGUGCCUACCUUUCAUUUUAGUUUCUUACCCCACAAUUUAUCACUGGUAUUUUAUUCCUGUUUACUUGUCAAAAUUAUUUUAAACAGAUCUGUCUUAAAUAAGCAAUUGUAAAGCUGUUGGUUUAUUUCGAUGGACACGAGGAGAGGGAUGUGUCUCCUGUUAACUGUUCUUCCACAUCCUGUUUAUGGUGAUACAAGUUUCUAAUGGGCAAACCUUCCACCAGAGUUCAAAUCUCUAUACUUUAUCAUAAAUUGGCAGAGCUGAGAGGAUUGAAAAUAAGAUUCAGAGGUUGGAAAGUUUGAAGACUGGAAUGCAAGUUUUUCACCUCUUAUUAAUGUUUGUGCUUAUUUGGGAAGCUUGCUUGUUUAAUGCUCUUGACUGAAAUAAUGAUGGCCUUUGUGUGUUUGUAUUUAAAAAAAAAACCCAACAAAACAGCAUUUGCAAUUGAAGACUUGUAACAGAUGCGUUAGCCUGUGCCUGUCCAAUCUGUCACUGCUACCACUGAAAAGCUUGUUUAUAUUGUACACUACAUCAAGAAUGUAUGGAUUAUCUUUGUCAGAUUAACCAGAUGAUGUAGAAACUUCUUGUUAAUAUUGAAUGUUAGAACUGUUGAGAAAUCUCCUUAUCUGUUAAGUCCUAUGUUUGUCAUAUAUAGAGCAAACUUGUUAUUAAGGAAGUUACCUGAACCCAAAAUUUUAGUGAAGCUGAGACUGGAAUCAAGAUUUGAACUCAAUAAUCAUGCAAGAAAACAUCUGGACUUUAGGGUACACACACAAUGCUGGAGGAACUCAGCAGGCCAGGCAGCAUCUUUGGGUGGGGUUGGGGGGGCGGGGAGUACAGUUGACAUUUCUGGCCGAGACCCUUUUUUUCAUAGAUACUGCCAGGCCUGCUGAAUUCCUCCAGCAUUUUGUGUGUGUGUGUUGCUUGGAUUUCUUGUUUGGAUUGGACUUCAGGAUAACUAUGUUAUAGAGCAGAUUGCUGAUGAAUUUCUAAUACUUUUCUAGCCAGAAUUUUCUUGUUCAUUAAGACUUUGGUAUACAGAAAUUUCUGUUAGGAAGAAUUCCAGUACCUGGUAACUGUGUCUGGUGUAUCAUCAACACAAUGUACUACAAAGCUACAGAGUUCAGAUAUCCCAUUAUCAGUUUAUCUUGGAGGACCUUGGACCCAUGUAGCCCCUACCUUGGAUUAGAGAUGGCUUGUUUGUACUCACAAGUACACUUUGUGUUAAGCUUGGGUUGGGAACACAUCAAAACUCAGUGAAUGUUAUUUCCACUUAGUGCAGCUACCAACUCCUUAGCCAUCUAACCUCACCAUGGUGGAAUCUGUCUUGUUCUUGUGUGAUUCACUUGAACUUUUGUGGUGAGAUCUAGAUCGACACAAUCUGCUUGCACAAUCUUAUUGACUGCUUAAUUUGUCUUCUGACUUGGCCAAGGCAAGAAUUGUAUAAAUAUUUUCAGUGGAUUCUGUGGCUUCCUGCUCUAUCUGAUCACACUUAUUAUGUAGGUAUCUAAAAUCUGUAUUUUUGUCUACUUCAAACCAUUGUUUAAUUUGGGAGGAUUGCAUUAUAGAAACAAAGCCUAAAUUUUCUCCUUUAGAGUCAGUAGUGUUGAGAAUUGCAAUACUACAUUGCCACUUCUAGGAUGGCAAUAAUCACUGUUUGAAAUCCUUUGUCUAAA
Messenger RNA from Mobula hypostoma (lesser devil ray), 4115 nucleotides. It is a transcript of the gene hgsnat, whose product is annotated as heparan-alpha-glucosaminide N-acetyltransferase. The record is from RefSeq and is a predicted model, not a curated record. Bases 53 to 2068 code for a protein of 671 amino acids. NCBI's taxonomy places the organism in Eukaryota, Metazoa, Chordata, Chondrichthyes, Myliobatiformes, Myliobatidae. The transcript has 18 exons.